Trichophyton benhamiae CBS 112371 is the source of this 582-nucleotide messenger RNA. RefSeq lists its product as uncharacterized. Lineage: Eukaryota; Fungi; Ascomycota; Eurotiomycetes; Onygenales; Arthrodermataceae. The record is from RefSeq and is a predicted model, not a curated record. The coding region runs from base 1 to 582 and encodes 193 amino acids. The transcript is spliced from 2 exons.
AUGCUGCAGCGCAUCUGGGACGACUAUGUGUUCCCUGACUGGGACAGGGUGAUUGCCGAACCCCGAACACGAGAGCUCUGGUGGCGCGGCAUCACGCCUCGGUCUCGCGGGGCGGUGUGGCAGCGAGCCAUUGGCAACGAGCUGGCCCUGACAGAGGAGUCGUUUGUCAAGGCGCUUGAGCGGGCCGAGCAGCUCAGGAGCAAGACGGGCGACGGGUACAAGUGGGCGCAUGAGCGGUUUGCAGCCAUCCGCAAGGACGCCGCCAGUGCGUUUCCUGCACUGAAUGUGUUUGCAGAAGGCGGACCGCUACAUGAUAGCCUGGUGCAGGUGCUGGAUGCGUAUGCCAUGUACCGCAGCGACGUAGGCUACAUCCACGGCAUUCACGUAUGUUUCCUUUUAUCAUAUGUUAAUAAUUCUGGCCUCUGCAACGCUGCGUCUCAAGUUCCCGCGCCUGUCGACGCAUCUAUGCGAGAACCUGUGCCUGUCGGACUCGCAGAUCUGGGAGCCCAUGUUCCGCUCGCUGUUCACGAACGGGCUGGACGUCGACCACGUCUCGCGCAUCUGGGACUGCUGGGUGUUUGA